CCUACAUAAGGCUCGGCGGGGCGGCGGCGACGACAGUCCCAGACCAGCUCGCCGACCGGCAAGCACUGCGCAGCCCCGCCACCAUGAAGGCCGUCCUGAUCCUCGCCACCCUGGCCGUCGCCGCCUACGCCAUGCCGCAGAAGGAGGGCAGCUACUUCACCAACGAGGCCAUCCGCCAGGCGCAGAACACGUACCUCAUCCCCAAGGACGCCACCAUCCAGAAGGUGCAGGAGGGCAUCGAGCUGGCCGCGUACGAGAACAUCGGCGCCAACCAGCGCAUCGACCUCACCAAGAUCCUGGGCGACCACGUCCCGGCCGAGGUCAUCUCCAACCUGCAGUCGCAGGUCGACCAGGUCGGCAACUAGGCCCGCCGAAACCCACCCCCGCAUCUCAUCUGUACAUAAGUGCCGCGCCAAAGUCUUUCCCAUUAAAUCGCCCAUCCUGUUAUUUUUUUAUUAA
Messenger RNA from Thrips palmi, 459 nucleotides. RefSeq lists its product as uncharacterized. Lineage: Eukaryota; Metazoa; Arthropoda; Insecta; Thysanoptera; Thripidae. The record is from RefSeq and is a predicted model, not a curated record. The transcript is spliced from 2 exons. Bases 84 to 365 code for a protein of 93 amino acids.